AAGAGUGAACACAAACUCACCAGCCUGAAACAACAGUUUACCAGCACUCAGCCUGUGGCUGGUGUUCAUUUUCUGCCCUGGUUGUGAAGUUUUUGGUAUUAAAGCCUCCGUCAAACUUAUUAUUAUUUUGAGAUGCGAAUGUCCCGACGUGCUACAACAUGCAGGAUAGGCUGCCUACAGGCUGUCAGCAGAGGAGGAGGGCAGCAGCGCGGGGUGGCCAUAGGCCCUGAGCCCUGCUCGUUGAGUUUCUGAUCGGCUCAAUGCCGGAUUAGUUCACUGACGGAGAUGCUGCUGAGCCUGUGCCAAAUCAGGUCUCGCUGCUCCACUCGUGUAACCCCACAGCACGCAGCGAACUUGACAAACAGCCGAGAGAUGGAGGCAUUCAGUGAAAGUACUCCCUCGCGAGAAAGUAAGCAGGACCAAAACCUGGCUGAGAGUCGCCUUUCCUACAGAAACGGAGAGCACAAAGGCUUCACUUCAAAGCCUCUUUUUAACUUUGCAGAACCCAUUGUGCAAGCUUGCCAGGACAUUGCUGUUUUUACUGUAUAGGGUAUUUAUAACUGCAGUUCAAGAGACUCCUGAGGCAAAUUCCUCCCAGGAAAUGUUUCCGUUGCUCCCGGGGGGACGAGCCGAACAGUCACACACUCUGCCUGAAUCAAGAAGGGAGCACUACGUUAACCACAAGGCACCGCUUGCGCUUCACAAACCCAGUGCCGCUGCUUUCAAGGGAUGUAAACGGCUCCGAGCCAGAGAGAUAGCCUGGUCUAUCCUCAGCAGGUCCCUGGAUGCCCCGCGGCGCACCGUCCUCGGCCGCGCAGUGCUUCCCAAUGGCCGGCAGUUGACCCCGCCCACCAGGAUGACGCUGCGCGAGCAGCUGAGAGAGAAGAUCUCGGCGGCCUUCUACCGCCACGGGCUGCUGUGUGCCUCUUACCCAGUACCCAUCAUCCUCUUCACCUCAGCCAGCAUCCUCACCUGCUGCUAUCCGUUAUUGAGGCUUCCCCUGCCUGGGACGGGUCCCGUGGAGUUCACCACAGGAGUGCGAGAUUACAGCGUCCCUUCCCAUGAGCCUCAGGGAGACCUUGGAGAACGGCCCGACUGGUACCGGGGUCCUCCGGUUGCCUACAUCCAGCAGGUGUUGGUGAAGGCGGCGGUGUCUCCGUGGGACAGCAGCCUGGUGACAGUGGACGUGUUUCGGUCGCCGCUGGGCCGAGCCUUCAGCCUACUGGAGGAGAUACGCAACCACGUCCACUCUGACAGCUCUGGGGUUCGCAGUCUGGAGACUCUGUGUCUCCAGGUGACAGACCUGUUUCCGGGCUUACGGCGAAUGCAGUCGGUGUUGCCGGAGCACGGCUGCCUGCUCGUUUCUCCCGGCAACUACUGGCAGAACCAGCGGGAGCUGUUCGACUCAGACCCCGACCUCCUCAAGACCAUCCAGAAACAUGAACCCAAAGGCCUGCACACCUCGGCCACGCUGCGAGACCUGCUGUUUGGUGUCCCUGGGAAGUACACUGGGGUCAGCCACUACAACAAGAAGAAGGUGGUGACCUACACAAUGACUUUAGUGCUGUCCCGCUACGAUGCAAGGUUCCUGGGCAGCCUGCGGGCGCGUCUGAAGCAGCUCCACCCGUCAGCCAACUGCAGCCUGAGAGACGACCACAUGGUUCACGUCCACUUCAAAGAGGAGAUCGGCAUCGCUGAGCUCAUCCCCCUCGUCACCACAUACAUCAUCCUUUUCGCCUACAUCUACUUCUCCACGCGAAAGAUUGACAUGGUGAAGUCUAAGUGGGGUCUGGCUCUGGCUGCUGUGGUCACAGUCCUUAGCUCUCUGCUCAUGUCUGUGGGACUGUGUACGCUGUUUGGACUGACACCCACGCUCAAUGGAGGGGAGAUCUUUCCUUAUCUGGUGGUGGUGAUCGGCCUGGAGAACGUCUUAGUCCUCACCAAGUCCGUGGUGUCCACCCCCGUCGACCUCGAGGUCAAACUUCGCAUCGCUCAGGGCCUUAGUAAUGAGAGCUGGUCUAUCAUGAAGAACAUGGCCACUGAACUGUGCAUCAUCCUCAUUGGAUAUUUCACUCUGGUGCCAGCUAUCCAGGAGUUCUGUCUGUUUGCUGUGGUGGGGCUGGUGUCUGACUUCUUCCUGCAGAUGUUCUUCUUCACCACAGUACUAUCUAUAGACAUCCGACGCAUGGAGCUGGCUGAUUUGAACCGCCGCCUGCCAGCCGAAGCAGGACUCCCGCCCCCCAAGCCUGGCCCGCUGCGAACACGCGAGGCCCCCCCUCCGCCGCGUCCCUCCCCCCACACAAUCACCCUGCAGACCCCGGCCUUCAGGAAUCUAAGGCUUCCCAAGAGGUUGCGUGUGGUGUACUUCCUGGCCCGCACACGCCUGGCUCAGCGCAUCAUCAUGGUUGGCACGGUGAUCUGGAUCGGCAUCCUCGUCUACACCGACCCAGCUGGCAUACGCACCUACCUGGCUGCACAGGUGUCUGAUCAAAGCCCUCUGGGAGAUCCCGGAGGAGGCGGUCUGCCCCCUCACCUCGGGGUGGCCCCCGUCUUUCGUGGAGGCGAUCCUACCAGUACCCUCGGCAUCAACCCCGCACCAGCUCCAACUCCCAUACCUGACAACCAGUCACAGGGCCACCAUGGCUCCUCCAGGGUAGGGCCCCUCCCAGAGGCCCCGCCUCCCUCCGUGCCCCAGAUCACCUGGGGAGCGGAGGACGAGGAGGGCUGGAGGAGGCUCUCCUUCAGGCACUGGCCAUCGCUUUUCAGCUACUACAACAUCACUUUAGCUAAGAGGUACAUCAGCAUCCUGCCCGUCAUUCCUGUCACCGUUCACCUGAGCCCCCAAGAGGCCAUUGAGACGCGUCACCCUCAGGACACAAAACACCCCCCACCAUCUAUUCCCAAGGUUGCAGCAGAUAUACAGACGGACCUCACUCUCUACAAGGUGGCAGCUCUGGGCCUGGCGGCAGGCGUCUUGCUGGUUCUUCUUCUCUUCUGUCUCUACCGCGUUCUCUGCCCACGUAAUUACGGUCAGAACGGCGUCACUCAUGGGCGCAGGCGCCGAGGGGACCUGCCCUGCGACGACUACGGCUACUCGCCACCCGUCAGCGAGAUCUCACCACUGCUGCUGAGGGGCCACAGUAUGGACAUUGAGUGUUUAGCCAGUGACGGGAUGCUGCUGGCUAGCUGUUGCCUGGCAGGACAGAUUCGGGUCUGGGACGCCCAGACUGGUGACUGCUUGACCGUCAUCCCAAACCACAGGCUCAGACGGAGCAGCAGCAGUGGCUGCUGGGAGCAGCGGGAUGGCUGGGAAAGCGUGAGCGGAGCCGCCGAGACAGAGUGUUUAGGCUCUGAAGCUCACGGCUCCUCCAUCAGUGGUGACGGCCUAUCAGAGGGAGAGGGCUACCCGCUGAGACGCCGCACUGCUCCCAGCCGGCCGACUCUAUUCACCGACCAGCCUGAUCUCACCCCGCUCAUUGACACCAACUUCGCCGACCAGCCCCCCUCCCACCUCUGCACCCCGCCCAGGGAAGGCUUUGACUUUGGAGGUCUGGUCGAGCGUGCCUACAUGGAGCAUGAGCCCCCCUCGCCCUCCGCCUACCCCUCUCCUUCCUCAGCCUCCUCUUCGCCGCCGUCAGGAGCUCAGCUCCAGAGAAGACCCAGCUUAGGGGAUUCAUCUGCCUUCUUAACCCAAGAUAGAGCCUCCACAGCGGGGACGCAGGCGACGGCAGACUGGGAAAGCUCUGUCUGGGCCAUGGAGCUGAGAGGAAAUCUAAUAGCUGCUGGGAGGAGCAGCGGUAAACUGGAGUUGUGGGAUGCAGUGGAAGGGUCGUUGCGCUGCAUUAAUGAAGACGGAGUCUCUGGGAUCACAGCCCUAGCCUUCCUCAACAACAGAAUCGUAGCGGCUCGGCUGAACGGGUCUCUGGAUUUCUUCACUGUUGAGAUAAACAAACCUCUGGGUCUUCUGCAGUACAGAGGGGCCCCUGGGCGAGGCAGCAUGCCUCCCUCUCCCUGUUACAGCAGCGAGGAUGUGAUCAGCUGCCAGCUCACACGCUCAGUACAGUGCGCUCACCAGAAGCCGAUCACGGUGCUGCGAGCAGCCGCCGGGAGGGUCGUCGCCGGUAGCCAGGACCACACUGUCCGGGUUUAUCGUCUAGAGGACUCGUGUUGCCUCUUCACCCUGCAGGGUCACUCUGGAGGGAUCACAGCCAUCUACAUAGACCAGACGAUGGUUCUGGCGAGCGGUGGGCAGGAUGGCGCCAUCUGCCUGUGGGACGUCCUGACAGGGAGUCGUGUAAGUCAUGUUUACGGUCACCGUGGGGACGUCACCUCGCUGGUCUGCACCACCUCUUGUGUCAUUAGCUCGGGACUGGAUGACCUCAUCUGUAUUUGGGACCGCAGCACCGGGAUCAAACUCUACUCGAUACAGCAGGAGGUGGGCUGUGGGGCCAGUCUGGGAGUGAUCUCCGAGUCUCUCCUGGUGACGGGGGGCCAGGGCUGCGUCUCGUUUUGGGACCUGAACUUCGGUGACCUGCUGCAGACAGUCUACCUGGGCCAGAGCAGCGACGGACAGGGCGUCCGGCAGCUGCUGGUGCUCGACAACGCCGCCAUCAUCUGCGACUUCGGCAGCGAGCUCAGCCUGGUGUACGUGCCCUCUGUGCUCGAGAAACUAGACUGAGGAGAGACGGAUGGAGGGCAGUCGUCGAUGGUGGUGGGAACAAAAACAUGCACUCGGAACAUCAUUUCCACCUCCAUCACUUCCUCUGUUCGUUUGUUUUUUUGCUUUCUUUUUUUUGUUUCUGACACCCAAAGGAGAUCAUUAGACUGGUUUCCAUCUGCACACAAGGCUCUUUUUUUAUUUAGAUGUUUUAAGUACAAGCCUGGAUGUAAUGAUGAAAAAAAAAAGCUGAGGAGUGAUUGUGCAACCUGCUGCAUUUUAUCGGAGGAGAGUGACAGACCCUUGAUACCGAACUGUUGACAUUUACGAGGGUCAUGAGGUCCGUUUAAGAAAAGCUGGAUGUUUCUCUUUUAAAGAGGAUCCACCAGUCACCAGUCUGUGCUUCUUUUUUUUUUUUUAAAUGCGUGUUUGUUUUGUGGCUCUGCCCUCUAUGCUGCUUGUACGGGUGGGGCUUCACUGUGACCCCACCCACCCAGAGAGGAAGAUAAAACUGUCUCCUUAUAUUUUAAUAUUCCUGCUGCCUCUUUCGCUCAACAGCAAAGUGCAGUCACAGCAAGCUCUAUGGGUCUACGGCCUGUUGGGAUGAGCUGCACAGUUACGCGUACGUGCGUGCGUAUGUGUGUUGGAGACUGAAUGAAUGAAUCUAGGCCCUUUUUAUGGCAAAAAUCCUGCUGAGAACAAAAAUUGUUUGGUUAUGCGUGAAAUGUGCGUAUGUGAGAUUGUGUGUGUGUGUGAGGGAUAACUGAUGAUAAACCUCCAUAGGGGGCUGUUUUUUUUUUUUUUUUUUUUAUGUAUAAAUCUAUUAUUUAUUAGCGAUACAUUUUUUUUUUUUUUUUUAAAUAACAGUUUGUUUAUGAAUGGCUAAUCCCAGCUCUUUAACAUGAAUAUAACAAUGUGGAAAUAAUGACAUAAAUGUAAAUGGUGAUUGUUUUUUUGGCGGGGUUGGGGCUGUGGUUCUAAAACAAUUUGUGAUAUUGAACUGGAAACACUGAAGUGUUUGUUUUUAUGAAAUUUGGGGGCUGUAGUAGGAAAGGUUCCUCCUUUUAUCCCAGCCUCUGAUUCUGGGGUUACUGAUGUGUGCUACACCUUUAUCGGGCUACCUCCAUUUUCCAAACUGCUUGAAUUUUGGAUGAGAAUACUGACUUUGUUCGGCACAGGCCGUCAUUAGCUGACGUCAUGUUUACAUUGGCUGUUUUUAUAAAUUGUGCCCUUUUUAGAGAUUUUUUUUUUUUUUUUUUUUUAAUCACCGUUAACUGUAACUGAUUCAACUUUUCACUCCUGCAUUUUCGUUUUUUGGCCAAAACUCUUUUUAAAACAUGGCUUGUUUUAUGCCCCUAUAAGCUAAUAAUACAUAAUAUAUAAGCAGAGUCUCCAAUUAAAACAGUUUACAGCAUUGUGAUUCAUUUCUUUUCAGCCAUUAGAAAAUGUUUCCUUUUUUAGAUUUGUGCAGUAGCUCUGCACAUGCUCAGAAAGACAAAUAUCACUUUUGCUAAAUAAAGUCAUGGAUUUGAAUUUCGACAGGUGCUGGACCAAACAAGAAACAUCAAGGCAGAAAGAAAUAGAAUUUGCACACCGUUUCUGUGCUCCCACAAUCAUUUUUUAUUCUACUGUUACUGUGCAAAGUUUUGAUUAAUCAUACAUCUUAAUGAGGAAUAAAGCACUUAAUUUCACAUGAUAUGCGUAACUCCAAACGAUGCCAAUAAGCAGCAGGUCUUAUAGACAAUUUGCUACACCGCCAGGGCAACUAUGUACUCUAUUCCUAGUACUCAGCCACAGGUGACAACACUUGGAGGAUGAAGCAAUAUAUGUUGCUUAUUGUGAUUGCUUUGAGUUCUGUAUAUAUCUUUGUAUGCUUGUGGAAAUGCUUUGCGCCUGAUAAAGAUAUGUUUGAUUGAAAUGUUGCACAUGAGCAGAGCAGAUUCUAUUUAUGUAGCUAUGCUUCAAAACUCUGAUAUAAAGUAAAUUUGUUGGUUUAAAAUUCAGUGGGCAGAGCCAAAGAAUACACUGGUAUGGUACCGUUUAAAUCUAUAAUUCAGCAAGUGGUUUCCAUUCUGCAUAAAACAAGCAUCUGGAAAUGGUGGUUUUCAAUGUCAUCGUUUACUUAGGACUGCGUGUCACAGAAACCAGACUUGUGACCUGCUUGGCAUUGUAGCCUGUUAAUUUAUUAGCUUGUUUUCUGUUGUAAACGGUAGUCGAGAAAGCGUUAGAAACGGGAAAAUGUGUAGUUUUUAUUGUUGUUUUUUUACUCAUGUUUUCUAGCAAUGUGAAUUUGAUUUAAAGCAAAAGUUGGACUUUUUGGGAAAUCUGCUUAACGUUUUUCGCUUUCUGGCAGGGAGAUUUGAAUAAGAAGGUCGAUACUACUCCGUUUAAUGUUAAACUAGCGGUUAACUUAAAGCUAGCAUCCGUUUAGCUAACGUUAGCUAGGUUACACAGAAAGACUGGAAAUGGGGAAACAUCUAACGUUAGUCUGGCUCUCUCAGAUGCUAACCAAAUUUACCGACCAGCAACGUCAAAGCUCACCAGCUCACUAGCUAAUUAACACGAUGGUUAUCUUUUUUUUUUUUUUUAAUACCAAUUAAAUAAACAAGAUAUCACUUCUUUCCUUUGCUUUUUGACCAGUGAGCUGCUGUAACAAGUUAAUUUACACGGUGUGGGAUCAAUAAAGUUUCUUUAUAUAAUAUAACGUGUUAAUUAGUUAGCUAUCUUAAGAAGUGAUGGUGACUGAGCCAGGCUGGUUGUUCUCCCGUUUCCGCUCUUUGUGCUAAACUAACCUGCUGCUGGCUGUAACUUUGUCUUAUAUAAGAGUGGUAUCUCCUCAUCUAACAGUUCACCAGUCAGCUAAUUAAAAGCAUUUCCCAAAAUGUCUAGCUAGUCCUUUAAAGAGGGGUGGUGUGGCAAUUUCACUUGAAUUUUAGCUUCUUUUGAAUGUUUUUGGACUUGGCCUUGUAACAAUCCAUUUCCAACACUACUUUGUCAGUUAAUAUGAUUCUGCCCAAUUUAUUUGAGUAAGCCAUGCUCGUUACUGCUGCUUCAAACAUACCUUUUCAUCCUUUCAUGUUGCUUUCAUUCAUCCGGCUGUCAGUGUACCAUAUCAAAAGUCUGUGGAUGCAGCUGUCCUUUGAGUUGGUAAAGGAACGUGUCCUGUGGCUGCAUCCUCACAAUAACGGCAGAGCUCUGAAAUUAACGCUUUGUGGUCCACAUCUGAUCCUCCACCUGCUGCCUAAACAAGUAGAAAUCAGAUGCAUCAUUUCAUUUCUUACUGUUUAGACAGCUGUCAGGAAAAUCAGAGCUGUGGCAGGAAAAAAAAAAAAACAACUAAACUCUAGCAUUUAAGUCUCCUCCCUUUAUU
Sander lucioperca (pikeperch) is the source of this 8027-nucleotide messenger RNA. Its product is annotated as SREBF chaperone. Gene Ontology annotation, cellular component: Golgi membrane; endoplasmic reticulum membrane. The transcript is spliced from 23 exons. Gene Ontology annotation, molecular function: protein binding; sterol binding. The coding region runs from base 602 to 4678 and encodes 1358 amino acids. Lineage: Eukaryota; Metazoa; Chordata; Actinopteri; Perciformes; Percidae. The record is from RefSeq and is a predicted model, not a curated record. Gene Ontology annotation, biological process: SREBP signaling pathway.